AUGAACAAAUUAUUUAUUCAGGUCGUCUCCGGUGCUCCGCGGCAAAUGUACGACUCGAUCCCUGCCAGCUCACCGGAGUACACCAUUCUUUGCGCACAAGCACCGGACCCAGAGGACCGUAUUGCUUUGCUUAUGCGGCGCUUUACCACCUCCACGGAGGGAAGUUCGGCCCAAACAAUGUGUUACCUCCUGCAAACAUGUGCCUCAGCAAACGUCUCACCAGAUGAGGCAGAACACAUAGUUGAGACACUUGUGGAGUUUGCCGAUCACCACCCAAGUUGGACUGAGACCAUUAAAUGGAUUUGUGCCCUUAUCCAUUAUUACUGCACGGAUGACGUCACCGUUUCUAUUUUUUCCGAGUGUGGUGCGCCUUCUGUGGCGGUUCGAGCGUUAAAAGAAAAUGUACAAAACGACCAACUUGUCCUGGCGGCAUGUGCAUUGUUGUCGCAUUUUAACUUGUACCCUAUAGGUGAUGGGAUUUCUCAACUUGCUCGUGCUCUUCAAGCUCAUCAUGCAGAUGCACUGGUUUGUAAGGUAGCCUGCCGGGCUCUUGCGGAGUUCACCUCAUAUGUAUUGGAAUGCCCUUCAAGUUUUGUGCCAUCUAAUAAGGAGUUUGUUGAGGCCAAUGGAGUUGAAGUGCUUGAAAGCGUUCUGCGGGACCAAAUUGGUGAUGAGGAAACUACACGGUAUGUCGCUCGGAUCGCCGCAAACGUGACAAGUUCAGGUAUUCCAAACUCUCUGGAGGCAGACUCAAAGGUUAUUUCGUACCUUGCAGAAGCCAUGGGACGCUACGCAGACUCUGAUCUUUUGUGCAGUCACGCUUUGCAUGUUUUUAGCAACUUCCCCAAUUCCUCGUACAUUGAGUGGGAUACCGUUGCAAAAAUUUUCAAAACGACAGAGUCAGAGGCAACCACGUUGGAGGCAAUUCAUUUUUUUUGCAGUGUUGCAAUGAAUGUUAAAACACAAAAGCAGCUGAUUUAUUCUACAGGUUGUCUGCAGCGGGUACUGGAAGUGAUGCGCAAGCAUGAAUCUAACGGGGCUAUUCAAGCAAAUGCUUGCAGUCUACUUUCCUAUCUUUCCUUUGACUCAGAAACGAUAACGUCGGAAAUAACAGAGUCAUGCGGAAUUCUCUUGGUUUUGAAGGCUAUGCAAAAUUUUCCUGACAAUGAAGAUUUACUGGUCUCUGCAUGCGCUGCACUCAGUGGGUUGACAUUCAAUAAUUUUCAGGGGCAGCAGGUUAUUAUUCAGGAGAAUGGUGUCGCACGUAUUUUGGAUGCUAUGCGUUUUGGAAAAAGUGCGCGGCUGCAGGAAAACGGUUGUUUGGCUAUUGGGACGAUGUGCUGGAACAGUGAGUUAAAGGCGGACGUUGUUCGUUUGAAUGGAGUGGAGUUGAUUAUGAAGGCUCUGGAGGAACACUAUACAAGUCCUGGUCUCGUGAAGAAUGUUUGUCGAGCUUUAGCUCAAGUUGCUUUUAAUUGUGAGGCUUACCGCGAUGCCAUGUGCGCAAGUGGAGCAAUUCCAUUAAUUAUAAAAGGUAUGGCGCAACACCCAGAUUAUGACAGAGUACAAAUGCACAGCUGCGUGGCCCUAUCCUAUCUUUCCUGGAAUAAUGAAGAGAAUUCGGCAAAAAUUGCGCAAAACAAAGGGUAUGGUGUUAUCAUCAAUGCCAUGAGAAAUCACCUACACAACUACGAAGUUCAAGAACACGCAGCACGUGCAAUUGCGAAUAUUGGCACGGUUCCAUGUGAGGACCUGGAACAGGCACCUGAACAAAUUGUUGCUGCAAUGCGACGCCAUGAGCAUGUGAGCGAAGUACAGGAGGAAACGUGCCGUGCUAUUGUUACUCUUUCCUUAAUUUCCCCUGCAUACAAGGACAAGUUGUGUGAACUAAAUGUUGUGGAAUUUGUUGUGGCGGCAAUGCGUAAUUUUGCUGGUGAUCAGGUGGUUCAGCAAGAGGCAUGUAAUGCGCUAGCUCAUCUCGCCUACGAACAUGCGAAGCUUAAUAAGGCGGUAACGGAACUCAAUGGUGUGGAGGUCCUCCUGACUGCCAUGAAGACGUAUGUAAAUGCACCUAAGGUGCAGUUAAAUGCGUGUGGCGGCCUAAGCGCAUUAGCAUUUGACAACACCCUGGCCCAACAACAAAUUUAUGAUCUUGGAGGUGUUGCCUGUGUCAUUCGCGCAAUGACAAAUUUUGAGCGUCUACGCAUGUUGGAGCUGGGAUGUUCAGUGCUAGGAACCUUGGCAUGGAACACUGAAAUAAAGGAAAGGGUUGCUGUUGUCGCCAUACCAGAGAUCUUAAAAGCCAUGCGUGUACACUAUCAAAGUCCACUUUUGCAGAAAUCAACUUGUCGGGCUAUAUCUCAGUUUGCGUUUAACUCGGAGAGCAAUCGCAGACUUCUCGCGGACUCCGGGGCUAUACCACUUAUUGUGACGGCAAUGCGCUCGCAUAUUACGAUGGACAAACUUCUUGUGCACGGAAUCAAGGCUCUGACGUACUUAUGCUGGGAAAAUACUCAAGUUGCGGAGGCCAUUAUCAACGAAGGCAUUGAAGAGGUUCUGCAAAAAAUCGUUAACACGUACUCCUCGUCGCAACGCGUCUAUGGUGAGGCCGUUCAUCUUUCUAAGAUUCUCUUCCGCAAAGUGUCAAGCAGUCCUCAGGCGAGGAUGUGCUCUCCACCAUUCUUUUCUCCUGUGUCAAUGUCGCAAACACCUGGGCCUGGGGUCACCCAAGCUGAAAAGGCGAUGUUUCUUAGCCCUCCCACGCAAAUGGACAUGAAUGUUCCACAAUUCCACGCCCUUCCCCAGGAACUGAGUCGACAGGAAGGACGUCUGCAGCGCACUCAGUGGGGCAAUCAGGAACACCAGGCGAGAAGUGAGAGUAAAGGGGAGGGACCCAGUCGUCGACGGCGAAAUAGACGUCGUGGGGGAAACAACAGUUUUGAAAGGCGCCCGGGACAGCUUGAAACUCACGGGGAGGAACAGAGUACAGGACCCCAUCACAUGGACCCUUACGCCGCACGAGCACAACAACGGGAUAAUGGCGCAUCCAAUCCGUUAUCCGUGGAAGACUUGUGGGAUGAUCCGGAUCCUGGAACAUACCACGGCAACCGUCAGUUGGGCAAUCUUAACUGGCAACGGGUGGAACUGGCACGCCAACACAGUGAAGGACAGCGACUUCCUUCCGAACUGCCUGCACGUGGUGGUGGACGUAGCAAUAGGCGACGUGGAAACCCCCGGAACAGUGGCCGCGGAAGGGGACGAAGUGACCAGUAG
Molecule: messenger RNA, 3273 nt
Organism: Trypanosoma rangeli
Lineage: Eukaryota; Euglenozoa; Kinetoplastea; Trypanosomatida; Trypanosomatidae
Exons: 1
Coding region: 1-3273 (1090 amino acids)
Molecular function (GO): protein binding
Source: RefSeq, a predicted model, not a curated record